GCGGCUUCCGGCCCAAGGGAAAGGGCGGGGCAGGCGGGAAGAGGCCGUGCUUUCCAAUUGGCUGAAGGGUCCGCGUCCGUUGGGGCUGGAAAAGGCUGUGAAGGCCUCGAGGCUGUGCUGGGAAAUGAGUUUUUCUCAGACUUGAGGCCAGGAGGACAAGCACACGGAAGGGGACGAAGAAUCCAGGGUGCGGCAGAAGACUCUGAAGGGAAGCUAAGGGGGACGGAUCCAGUGAGACGUCCGGGGCAACAAACAAGGUUCUGAAAAUGGACCGACCCGUGAGGCCAAGAUUGGCCUCUCUCAGUGACUUUCAGUUUGGAGCUGUUGCCACAGAGACAAUCGAAGACGCUCUGCUCCACUUGGCCCAGCAGAAUGAGCAAGCCGUGCAGGAGGCUGCGGGCCGGAUGGGCAGCUUCAGGGAGACCCGGAUCGUGGAGUUUGUUUUUCUCCUGUCUGAACAAUGGUGUCUGGAGAAAUCUGUGAGCUACCAGGCUGUAGAAAUCCUAGAAAGGUUUAUGGUUAAGCAGGCAGAGAACAUCUGCAGGCAAGCCACAAUCCAGCUGAGAGAGAAGACAGGGCCUCAGAAUUGGAGGGCUCUGAAAGAGCAGCUUUUCAACAAGUUUAUCCUGCGUCUUGUGUCAUGUGUUCAGCUGGCAAGCAAACUUUCCUUCCACUACAAAAUAAUCAGCAACGUUACAGUCCUGAGUUUCCUCCAGGCUCUAGGGUAUCUACACACUAAAGAAGAACUGCUGGAGUCAGAGCUUGAUGUUUUGAAGUCCCUGAACUUCCAAAUCAAUCUGCCUACUCCCCUGGCAUAUGUGGAGAUGCUCUUGGAGGUUUUAGGAUACAAUGGCUGUUUGGUGCCAGCCACACAGCUGUAUGCAACCUGCCUGACCCUACUUGACCUAGUCUAUCUUCUCCAUGAACCUGUAUAUGAGAGCCUGCUGAGGGCUUCAAUCGAGAACUGCACACCCAGUCAGCUGCAAGGGGAAAAGUUUAUUUCCGUGAAGGAAGACUUCAUGCUGUUGGCAGUAGGAAUCAUUGCAGCAAGUGCUUUCAUCCAAAACCAUGAGUGUUGGAGCCAGGUUGUGGGGCAUUUGCAAAGCAUCACUGGCAUUGCCUUGGAGAGCAUUGCCGAACUCUCUUAUGCAAUCCUGACUCACAGCGUGGGCGCCAGCACUCCAGGUCAACAGCGGCCUGUUCCUCCCCACCUGGUGGCCGGAGCACUGAGGGCUGCGACUUCUCCAACACAUAAGGCAGGCGGAAUCCGCCCAAAAUAAACAGCCUUCUGUCACUGCACUCAUCUCUCCCUUUUCUUACUUUCAUACUCAGUGUACAGAAGUUCCAAGUAUCUUCUGAGCUGUGUUUUAUAUUCCAACUUGAUGCUUAUUUUUCUGCAUCAGAGAAAGAGUUAAGGUGAAUAAGCAUGUCCUUUUCGUCGUACCAGACUGAAAAUGUCCAAGAGCUGGGACAAGAUAUUAGAAUAUCAGUGAAAUUAGUUUAUUUUUGUUUAACAAGGUAUUUAUGGCUUUCCUCUUAAUUGUUCAUUUUAUUAAGGGAGAACAUCAGACAUGGAGAUUAGUAUUAACCAGGGGCUCAAAAACUGAGACCAUCUGGGUGAUCUUGACUGAGCAUGAAGGAGGUAGCCUUUAUUUCCCCUUAAAGUUAAACAUCUCUGUUCUGUUACUGAGAGCUACACAAAUAGGGCAUUCUCUACAGCUGUCUACUUUUCAUUAGAGUCUUUUUAAAAAACUAACACCCAUCUCUAAACAUGUUUCAGCAGACUUUCCACAUACCUGCGCUUGAACUCGAUUCUCCCAGAAUACAAAGUACUCUAUUCUAGUUAAAGAAAAACCCAACAGUGCACCUCUGGGCAGUUAUCAGACUGCAGUAAAUCUUUUAUUACAAAUAAUUAAAUCUCUCCAUAAGGUCUCAAACAGCAUCAAACACAAUUUCGUAUCUCUACACAGAGCAGAGCAGGCAUUCAGUACUAGAACCAAGUGAGAAGUGUUAAAUUUCAAGCUUCUGAUCACAUCACAUGGUGACCAAAGCUUACAUGUCAUUUUCUCACGUUAUCCAACUGUGCAUCUCACACAUCUUGUAGUCUCAGUGGAGACAAACGUUUCUAUUUCAUAUUCUAAGUGCAGGAAGUUGAGAGAGAUAAAAUCCAGUGAAAACACAUCAAUCUCAAUUCAACUCAGUUAAAAAAAAAAAGCAAACUUAAAUUAGUUGUUUUGCGGGGACAAAGGGAAAGGAAGGCAUGGGGUUAAGAGUCAAAACUGUGACAAAGGCCAGUUGCUAUACAUGGCAUGUUGUAGCUCUGGAAAGUAUCUGUUAUAUUUUAAAAUAAAGUGGCUUUUGUGGAUUUUUUUUUUCUUUUUUGGUAUUGUAAACGUGCUGUUUAAUAGUACCCGAAUUUAAUUUAACACUGUUUUUUGCAAACAAAACAAAAUUUAAAGCCUUUAAGGCAAACAAACCCCUAAGGAAAAAAGCAAGUCAUUUGUUAUAAAACUGUGAGGAUACCCAAGCAAGACCCCACUUAAGAUUCGUCAGCAUGAACUUGAGAGCUUUUGUCCACUGUUCCUCAGAGUUAAACUGGGUUUUGAUGGAAUAGGAGCCACCGCUGCCUCCUGUGUCUUCAAUCUUGCCUUUCUCCACAUCCAUCCUGCAAAUGAACACAGCAGAACUCAUUAGUAACUGAGAUCCGAGUUAAGUCAGUUCAGGCAAAUGGGCAGGGACUUGAUCAUGGGACCAUUCACGUCAUUUUAUCUACUAAAGAACUCUUGGCAAGGAAUGGUAGUGUAUUUUGGAUUUGCUUGAAAGCCCAAUAUCAGGAAGGCUGUCACAAGAGCCUCAUUGUCAUUGCGGAGUACAGGGACAAGACACACACCCAAACAGAUGAGAAGCCUGGAGCAGAGGGUAAGUGACGGUUACAGUACUCCUCACUGUUUUCCUAGGCAUUCCUCACUUAUGGGGAGAGAAGGGAGGCAGAAGAAAAGAAAUGCUUUGUUUUGGGGUGAUGGAAGCAGCUCAGCCUUACUGUGUUAACUAAGGUGUCCAUCCAUCUCUGGGCUCCUACAAAAUUUGAUCAAAGGAAGCAUUCCUGUAUAUUUCCAAGGGUGUAAGGGAAAAAACCUCCCUGAAAUUGGAGAGCAGGCUUGAGCUCUGCAGCAAGAAAAUCCCCCACACCAUCUAAGUCAACAUUCUUUUUCUCCAGGGACCAGGUGGUUACAUUCUGUCCUGUUUGCAGUGUUGGAUCAGUCUCUGCCUAUCAGUGUCAAUGUGAUCUUACUCCAUUUUCUGUUUUCCCACUAUAUGUACUAGUUUUGCCUCCA
Molecule: messenger RNA, 3335 nt
Organism: Lipotes vexillifer (Yangtze River dolphin)
Lineage: Eukaryota; Metazoa; Chordata; Mammalia; Artiodactyla; Lipotidae
Gene: CNTD1
Product: cyclin N-terminal domain containing 1
Exons: 7
Coding region: 267-1280 (337 amino acids)
Biological process (GO): reciprocal meiotic recombination
Cellular component (GO): site of double-strand break
Source: RefSeq, a predicted model, not a curated record